AUGGAUAGCACAAACUCGAAUGAAGAUGCUGGAUUUGCAAAUGGCGACGACCAUGCAGAGAAGAGUAUCACAUUGAUCGUCUCCGCAUCUACUGCUCGUUCUCUGUACGUACGCGGUUCUAUUCGAAUAGUUCCUAGAGGCGGUGUCAAGCAUAAGCAGGGGCAAGGGCUAAUUGAUCCUAGAAUCGAGACCUACUUCGAAGACGUACAUGCUUGUUUCCCAAUCAUCCACCAGCCGACCUUCAGGGCAUCCUUACCAGACCUCCUGGGAACUGGACAACAGCAGCCAAGGCUGCCUCUUGACCAGGGAUUGUUGAUUUACAGCAUGAUGGCUUUGUCUUCUAGAUUCUCACGCCUACCCGAGUUCCGCGAUGUCCCUCUGACCCAGCGCGGUCGUGGCUUUGCCCACCAGUCAGGCAAAAUUAUCAGUCAACUUUUGAUGGAAUCAGAGCUCGAUAAAGCUUCACUCACUUUUCUACACGGAUGCAGUCUUGCCGCGGCCUACUGGCUUGCCUGUGCGCCAAAUGGAAAAUCAUGGUUUCUUGUCGGAAUUUGCGUGCGCAUGGCUUACGGCCUCUCACUCCACACCACAGAUGUUGACCUCCGAGACUCAGAAGCACAGUCUCUCACUUCCACCGAAUGGGCCAGGCGAGAAUCGCUGCGGCGGGCGUGGUGGAUGGUGGUUGAAUGCGACAAUUUCGCUUCGGUUCUCCGGUGCCGACCUUUGAGCAUUGAUCGCUCCCGAAUGCACGUAUUGCUCCCGUGUAACGAUGAAUUCUGGUUUUCAGAGACACCAUGCACGUCAGCGUUUUUGGACAACGACGCCCAACGAUCCUGGAAGGACCUAAAGUGCUCUUCCAAUAAGAAUCCUCACGCGUGGUAUCUUCUGGUCAACCAGCUGAUGAUUCGAGGUCAUGAGAUGUCUCUGAACUCUAGAAGGUCUAUAACAGACCAGAAGAACCUUCGAAAUUUGAUACAAGCAGUCGACAUGGGUCUGCCCGAAGAGUUCAGCCGUACCCGACAUUCAGCAGCUACGUUUGAAGAGGGAUCAAUAGACCAUGACAACUGGGUCGUUGCUUUGCAUCUGAUGUUACAAGUUGCUCAUGCAUAUAUCUUUGAAUCGGAGGAGCAGGAAGAGGAUGAGGAUGCUACUCUGGAGGGAGAAGAUAAAAGUCCGGUUUCCUCUGAAAGCGGUCGCGGAAAUCCUCCACAUCACCCCUUCUUUGAAGGUGGUAAACGGCCGCCGUUACAAGUCGCGCCUCAAAAGUUUCGACCAACAUUAAAUGCCAUGUUGCGCGUCAUACGAACAUGGCCUCCGGACUAUUGCAUAAACUGCCAGCCAUGGAUAGUCUGCGCCCUCAUUGGACCCCAGGCUUCACACUUGCAAGCCACAUUUUUUGCGCCGACUCCUUCUCGUGGAGCCCUCGAGAGAGACUUGAUUCGUGAGACGAUCGGGCGAAUGGCCAAGUACUGGGAUGUUGCCUCCGUAACACUCGAGCUUAUGGACACCUUGACCAGUUGGCUCAGCUCACGCUUGCAGUCCGAUGAUACUACCACCACUGCCACGACUCGUAGUCCUAUCACAGAUCUAGAACCUGACCACAAAUUACGAUGCUUGUUGCCUGUCUAG
This is a messenger RNA of Exophiala spinifera, 1629 nucleotides long. RefSeq lists its product as uncharacterized. The record is from RefSeq and is a predicted model, not a curated record. Bases 1 to 1629 code for a protein of 542 amino acids. The transcript has 3 exons. Gene Ontology annotation, biological process: DNA-templated transcription. Gene Ontology annotation, cellular component: nucleus. Gene Ontology annotation, molecular function: zinc ion binding; DNA binding. Lineage: Eukaryota; Fungi; Ascomycota; Eurotiomycetes; Chaetothyriales; Herpotrichiellaceae.